GGGCCCCCCAGCCAGCAGUACCGCGCCCUGACGGUGCCCGAGCUGACGCAGCAGAUGUUCGACUCCAAGAACAUGAUGGCCGCCUGCGACCCCCGCCACGGCCGCUACCUGACGGUGGCCGCCAUCUUCCGGGGCCGCAUGUCCAUGAAGGAGGUGGACGAGCAGAUGCUGAACGUGCAGAACAAGAACAGCUCCUACUUCGUGGAGUGGAUCCCCAACAACGUCAAGACGGCCGUGUGCGACAUCCCGCCGCGCGGCCUCAAGAUGGCCGUCACCUUCAUCGGCAACUCCACCGCCAUCCAGGAGCUCUUCAAGCGCAUCUCGGAGCAGUUCACCGCCAUGUUCCGGCGCAAGGCCUUCCUGCACUGGUACACGGGCGAGGGCAUGGACGAGAUGGAGUUCACCGAGGCCGAGAGCAACAUGAACGACCUCGUCUCCGAGUACCAGCAGUACCAGGACGCCACGGCCGAGGAGGAGGAGGAUUUCGGCGAGGAGGCCGAAGAGGAGGCCUGAGGGUUGUUGGGUUUACCUUCCCCCCCUUUCCGUUCCCGGUGUGCUGUCCCAGGGCGGCGCCUUCGGCGUCGUUCGUCCUUCGUCAUCGUCAUCGGUGGCAU
Messenger RNA from Ficedula albicollis (Collared flycatcher), 614 nucleotides. Its product is annotated as tubulin beta chain. Lineage: Eukaryota; Metazoa; Chordata; Aves; Passeriformes; Muscicapidae. Gene Ontology annotation, biological process: microtubule cytoskeleton organization; mitotic cell cycle. The record is from RefSeq and is a predicted model, not a curated record. The annotation marks the transcript as partial. Gene Ontology annotation, molecular function: GTPase activity; GTP binding; structural constituent of cytoskeleton. The transcript has a single exon. Gene Ontology annotation, cellular component: microtubule; cytoplasm.